UUUGAAUUUGGAGCGUCCACAAGUCGGCAUUCGUUAGUUCUUGUCGCAAUGCCGAAGCAAAUUCAUGAGAUCAAAGAUUUCCUUCUCACUGCAAGAAGGAAGGAUGCUCGUUCCGUGAAAAUCAAGAGGAGCAAAGAUGUGGUGAAGUUCAAAGUUCGAUGCUCCAAGUAUCUGUAUACUCUCUGUGUUUUCGACUCUGAGAAAGCAGACAAGUUGAAGCAAUCUCUUCCACCAGGUUUGAGUGUGCAAGAUCUUUGAAAGAAUGGUUAAAGUUUCUCGAAUGCAAUCACAAGAAGACGACUAGAUUUUUUUUUAAUAUUUUUUUAUGAGAUCUUUUUUGGAUUUGCAGUUGUAGUGAUCCAUAUUCCCUUCAUUUCCCAGUGGGGUUUAUGGAAAUUUAGAAUUGUUAUGUCUAAGUUUAUUGUGUGGAAACUAUCUUACCCUUGCACUGUUUCUUUAACCAACAUUAGCUUUGAUAAGCUCAGCCUUUUUUUUUU
This is a messenger RNA of Cucurbita pepo subsp. pepo (vegetable marrow), 497 nucleotides long. Its product is annotated as large ribosomal subunit protein eL38z/eL38y. Gene Ontology annotation, biological process: translation; protein-RNA complex assembly. NCBI's taxonomy places the organism in Eukaryota, Viridiplantae, Streptophyta, Magnoliopsida, Cucurbitales, Cucurbitaceae. The record is from RefSeq and is a predicted model, not a curated record. Gene Ontology annotation, molecular function: structural constituent of ribosome. Gene Ontology annotation, cellular component: cytosolic large ribosomal subunit; ribosome.